Molecule: messenger RNA, 771 nt
Organism: Orycteropus afer afer
Lineage: Eukaryota; Metazoa; Chordata; Mammalia; Tubulidentata; Orycteropodidae
Source: RefSeq, a predicted model, not a curated record
AUGGCUUCGGCGGCGGCGGGUGAAGCGGAAGAGACCACCCGGCUGCGCAAGCCGCGCUUCUCGUUCGAGGAGAACCAGAUCCUGAUCCAGGAGGUGCGCGCCCACUACCCGCAGCUGUACGGCGCGCAGAGUCGUCGGGUGAGCGUGGCCGAGCGGCGGCGCCUGUGGGACGGCAUCGCCGCCAAGAUCAACGGUAUUACCAGCUGGAAGCGCACGGGCCAGGAGGUGCAGAAGCGCUGGAACGACUUCAAGCGCCGCACCAAGGAGAAGCUGGCCCGCGUGCCGCACUCCACGCAGGGCGCCGGGCCCACCGCCGAGGACGUCUUCUCUGCUGAGGAGGAGACCAUUUUUGCCAUUCUGGGGCCUGGCGUGGCUGCGCCGGGCGCUGGGGUCGGAGCCGGGGCUGAGCAGCACCCCGUGGCCGCCUCCUCGCAGCCGCCGGCCUCAGGAGCCUUGGCCCAACGCUGUGUGUUAUCCGAGGAUCGCAGGGAGGAUCGACAGACAGAUACGCCAACCCACAGCAAGGGGGGUUCCAGCAGCCCAGAACCCUGGGCGCGGCCCUUCUGCCAUCCCCAGGACCGGGGCUGCCCGCGGCCCAAGGAGCGUGAGUCCUCGCCACCCCCUGCAGCCCAGCAGCCGGUCCAGCUGCCAAGUCUGGCCUUGUCUCCUUACAGGCAGAUAUCCAGGAAUGUGCGGAAAACCAAGUGCGAAGUGAACAAUUCGCUCGCAUUUGACAGCUUCCCGGCUUCCAGCUCUGAAACCAUCCAAUGA